Diaporthe batatas is the source of this 1118-nucleotide messenger RNA. RefSeq lists its product as uncharacterized. The record is from RefSeq and is a predicted model, not a curated record. Bases 321 to 1118 code for a protein of 265 amino acids. Lineage: Eukaryota; Fungi; Ascomycota; Sordariomycetes; Diaporthales; Diaporthaceae. The transcript has a single exon.
CUCAACUACUGGAUUCGUCUAGGUCGGUGGUGGAAGGCAGGGAAAUCAGGGCGCGGAGCCAACCACAACGGAUAAAGCUUUCGUGGUGAUGUCAGCUUGUUGCUUCAUUCAGCGUUGCCGGAUAUCUUGUUCUUGUGUAUCAGCGGAGCAGGACUGUUAAGAGUUUCUGCUGUCCAUGAACCCCACGCGCAUACCUGGCUGCCUUCUAUCUAGAUCCUUCACCCCGGGCCAUCAAACCGUCCCCAAGUGACUCUCCUUGUUAUGUCAAACGCCUUGUGUUUACUAGAAUACUUGGAGACCAGUGCAAGCAAACCAAAGAAAUGCCUCAACGACAGCCUUCCACAAGCAAGCCCCCUACAGUGAGGCAUCCCUCUAUACGUUCAGAGAAGCCCGAUCCUCAACGCCUGUCCUCUACUCGAUCAUCCACGACGCGAAACAACUCCGUCAGGACAGUCAAUGGAAGUGCUCCACAGCGAAGACCCACCGCGGGGCUGGAGAGGCAAAACACCUUACAGACCCGCUACAUGGAGAUGCUCCUCCACCUUGACAAGAUCCCCCGUCUUCACAACAUCCUCGCAGCCCUCUUCGGCUGGCUCCUCCUCGCCGGCUUCAUCGUCUUCCCGGGUACCUUCACCAGCAUCCGCGACCUGGCCGAAGACCCGGACCUGGCCGCGAAAUCCCCCACCGCCAGUGCUGUCCUCAGCCACGUCCAGAACAUCCCCCUUCUCGUCGUCGCCGCCAUAUCCUGUGGGAUAGGUGCCGCAGGCUUAUUGUGGCUGUCGUUCCGGUGGCGAUCAAAUUACGUCUGGCUGCUCAACCGCAUCUACCUCCCGGGUGCGACCAAUGCCCUGGCUGGACUAAUCUCGACUCUAGUCGUUGUCUACUCGCAGAAGGACGGGCAAUGGAGCGUCACGGCUAUGGUCACCGGCAUUGUCGAGGCCGCCGACCUUGUCAUCUGCGCCGCAUUAUUUGCAUUCAAUACGCUGCUGCUCAAGAGGGUGCAGCGGAAGCAUGGAAAGGAGCUGGAGCAGCUGGAGCAGAGCGCAGACGAAGGGUUGUUUGAGAGGGCGGGCAGGAAGCUGCAGGAGCCUGCUCUGGAGCCACAGAGCGUCGUCUGA